Molecule: messenger RNA, 3510 nt
Organism: Bufo gargarizans (Asiatic toad)
Lineage: Eukaryota; Metazoa; Chordata; Amphibia; Anura; Bufonidae
Gene: AGBL5
Product: AGBL carboxypeptidase 5
Biological process (GO): proteolysis; protein deglutamylation
Molecular function (GO): zinc ion binding; metallocarboxypeptidase activity
Source: RefSeq, a predicted model, not a curated record
UUGCCCGGAAUGGAAAGGAGGGGGGAGGUUUGUUUGGGUUACGGAGCUCAGCUGUGAUGAGAGGGGAGGUGUGAACGGAGCGGAGGAGACCUACCGGGGCACUGACGGCUGUCACCUGCUGGAGGCCCUUUUCAUGAGAAGAUACACGAGGUACGGAGAACACGGCAGCAGUCACCCGUCUGGCGGAUCAUGACUCCCGGAGAAUGAGCUUCCUCUCAGCCGCCGUCGUGUUGUGAUGGAAGUCCGCUGUGGGGGGUUACUCUUCAGCUCCAAGUUCGAUUCUGGAAAUUUAGCUCGGGUGGAGAAGGUAGAGAGGUCCGAUGGAGACGGGGACUUGUCCAGCAGUAAUGGCAGCAGCGGGGCAGGGACCAGCAGCUGUACACCCACCCCCGACUACGAGUUUAACGUCUGGACGAAGCCGGACUGCGCAGACACAGAGUACGAGAAUGGAAACAGGUCCUGGUUUUACUUUAGCGUAAGAGGCGGAGCUCCGGGGAAACUCAUUAAAAUAAACAUCAUGAACAUGAAUAAACAGAGCAAGCUGUACGGCCAGGGAAUGGCGCCAUUCGUUCGCACUGUCCCCAUCCGCUCACGCUGGGAGCGUGUCCGCGAAAGACCCACCUUCCAGAUGGUGGAGAACCAGUUUGUCCUGUCGUUUGCCCACCGCUUCCUGGACUGCCGCGGCGCCACCACCUACUUUGCUUUCUGCUACCCUUUCUCUUAUGAGGAGAGCCAAGAGCUGCUGUCCGGCCUGGACGACCGAUUCUCCGACAGCAAGGUCAUGUCUCCCGGCAGCAGCCCGCCCGAAUCCAUCUACUACCAUCGGGAGCUUCUCUGUCACUCCCUGGAGGGCCUCCGCGUCGACCUUCUCACCAUCAGCUCCUGCCACGGGAUGAUGGAGGAACGGGAGCCCAGACUGGACAAGCUGUUCCCGGAUCGCUCCUGUCCACGGCCGUUUUGCUUCUCUGGGAAGAGGGUGUUCUUCCUGAGCAGCCGCGUUCACCCAGGGGAGACGCCCUCCAGCUUUGUCUUCAACGGCUUCUUGGAAUUUAUCCUGAGGCAGGACGACCCCCGGGCGGCCAUGCUGAGGCGCAUGUUCAUCUUCAAGCUCAUUCCCAUGCUGAACCCUGAUGGGGUGGUGAGGGGACAUUACAGGACAGAUACUCGGGGAGUGAACCUGAACCGGCAAUAUCUUGCCCCAGAUUUUGAGCUUCACCCAUCAGUCUAUGGAGCAAAGUCUGUCCUCCUCUACCACCAUAUCCAUGACCGCGUCCGUUCCAGUGAUCCCGACUCGAGGAAUACCACAACUCUUUCCCCCUCUAACCCUGCACUCCGACCAAAGACUUUGAAUCAUUCCCCGACACAGCUCCCCACAGAGGACGACUUGUCUGACAUAGAGAAGACAAAUAACCUGUUAAACAGUAUGGACAGGAAGGGUCCAUAUGUGACAUCUCAGGGCCUGACGCAAGAAACCACCAUCUUACCCGAAGACGAGGACUUCACCAGGGAGAAGGAACUUUGGGCCUUGGGGCCGGAUCUCAAGGCUGAAGUUGACGGCGACCAUGGCGAGUCCCGUUUGGACACUGAUAGCAGCAAUGAGGCCACAACCUCUGUUCCUCCUCAGGAAAGUGGUAUUGCCUUCUAUGUGGACCUUCAUGGUCACGCUUCGAAAAGAGGAUGCUUUAUGUAUGGGAACUACUUCACAGAUGAGAACGAGCAGAUGGAGAACUUAUUAUAUCCUAAGCUCAUCUCCCUGAACUCCGCUCAUUUCGAUUUCAUGGGCUGCAAUUUCUCAGAGAAGAACAUGUAUGCGAAGGACAAGAGGGACGGUCAGUCCAAGGAGGGCAGUGGUCGUGUGGCCAUACACAAAGCCACGGGGAUUGUUCACAGCUACACUCUGGAGUGCAAUUACAACACCGGCCGCUGUGUCAACACCAUCCCUGGGGCGUGUCACGACAACGGGAGAGCCACCCCCCCUCCGCCACCCGCCUUCCCCCCCAAGUUCACCACUGACAUAUUUGAGCAGGUUGGCAGAGCCAUUGCCAUCGCAGCUCUGGAUAUGGCGGAGUGUAACCCCUGGCCUCGGCUCAUCAUGUCGGAGUACAGCAGCCUCUCCAACCUGCGGGCAUGGAUGCUGAAACAUGUCCGUAAUACCAAAGGAGCCGCUCUUGGAGGCUCCAGAAAGAAGGGCACUAAGACUCCUCCUAAGGCAAGCAGUUUUGCUUCAUCCUCAGAGAAUAAUCUCAGCAGAGCACGGAGCUUCAGCAAUGGCACCAGCAGCAGCAGUAGCCAACAGAACUCUCCCCAGACCAGACCCUCCGCCAGUUUCACCUUCAUCUGUGGCCAGAGCCCCCCGAAGGGAGGAGCUCACAGACUCCUGGGUCCAGUGCGAGACACCAAAGCUCAGGAGAAGCGGCGGCAGCACCACCAGUCACUUCUGCGGGCCACUGUCCACAGUCCGACCAGGAGCCACCAGAUCCCCAGCACACAGAGUCCUCACUUGUCAGCGCUUAUCAGUCGGGGAAGCCCGCGUCCUUUGGUCCAUCAGAAGCCACCCUGCACCCUCCCGGUGUCACUCAGCAUGUCAGGCAGUGGAUUCAGCAACUUGACUUCAGCUAACAAGACUAAGAGUCCAGCAGCAGUCAAGAAGAGUCAGCAGGAGGGAGAUUCCAGUAAACCACUGAUCUGGCCCAACACAGAGAUCCCCCUGAUACAGAAUUUGCAAAAAAGAAGCAACAGCCAUUACAGUGCAGAAUAUUCCAGGUCUCUGGAAAGCUUGGGUGUUCGUCCCAGCCGGAUCCCAGUGAGGAGGGGUCCUCUCCUGCACUCUCAGAGCCUCCGUCAUGUUACCAAUGAGCGGGAUUCUCCUAUUCUCAGAAUCUGGAAAUAUACCUCUGAGCAGGCGUUGAAGCACUGCACCCUCACAGAUUUGGCUGCGGUAACAUCCAGUCUGACUGUGUGCUCGGUGCCGCUUCUCAAGUCUAAGACAGAUGAACCCUUAUAUGCGUGUGACCAAACCAAGGAGCAGAGUUUCCCGUCUGUCUCCCCGGAGAGCGCUCACCUUUCCCCCUUUCGGAAUGUCCUGUCCUUCUGUGCGGAGGGCUGAGGAACCCCUCUUCUGCCAAUGAGCAGAUGUACGUCAUGGUGCUAUGUUCUGUGAGACUGGACCAAGAACCUGUGUUUUUAUGCCCACCCCUGGUUUUAUUUUGUGUGUUCUCUGUUAUCACCACUGACUGUGCUGUCCGGUCCCGUACUCUUAUUUGCACUUGUGUGAUCAUGGUUAUGGCGCUGGUGGUCCGGCCACCCCUUUCACACCCUGGUUUGUACUCAGUGACAUUUUCUAGGUUUGGGAGGGCUCCUGUUCUGUGGUCUUGUCCUCAGAUUUUUUUUUAAUUGUUCUUAUGAACUUUGAUAUCCAGAAGUUUCUAUGUGAUUUUAAUUGCUAUAAAAAGACAAUCUCUUGUCUCCGCUUCUGCUGGUGAACUCUAAUAAAGAUCUGUAUUUAUCUGC